Asterias rubens (European starfish) is the source of this 3016-nucleotide messenger RNA. RefSeq names its product peroxisome assembly protein 26-like. Gene Ontology annotation, biological process: protein import into peroxisome matrix; protein import into peroxisome membrane. Gene Ontology annotation, cellular component: peroxisome; peroxisomal membrane. Gene Ontology annotation, molecular function: protein-containing complex binding; ATPase binding. Bases 99 to 1121 code for a protein of 340 amino acids. NCBI's taxonomy places the organism in Eukaryota, Metazoa, Echinodermata, Asteroidea, Forcipulatida, Asteriidae. The transcript has 6 exons. The record is from RefSeq and is a predicted model, not a curated record.
CAAAGCAAACCGAUGAUCGCGGAUGAUAGAUUACCGCAACAAAAAUAAUUGGCACUCGAUUGUCUUGUUUUCACAUCAUAAACACGAAUCUGAAAGAAAUGGAUGUGAGUGCAACAUACAGCUUUAGCCUGCCAGGACGACGGAUCGAUGGCGGCAGAUUCCUGGAGGUUGCUAAUGAUCUCCUUGUCUUUCGAAAGUUUGAUGAUGUUCUGAGAAUGUGCAGCGCAACUGACAAUGUACUCCCGUUGGUGAAACUGAAAAAGGGCAUCAUCAAUAAUGGCAGUGUCGGUGUUGAUGAUGAGAACAACAGGGCAUUGGGCAGAGAUGAGAUGGAUGAGGACAUCACCAACCGAACAACACAAGAACUUAAUGCCAAAAAGAGUUUCCAUGAAUCCUUAUGCAUCCUAGCCAUACAGGCUUAUGCAGAGACGGACCAGUGGGACAGGGUGACUCCAUUCCUCACUCAGUACUAUGAGGCAGUGGCCAGAUACCCUGUCAUUAUCAUUAAAUUAUGUAUACUACUUCAUGUGAAGGUCAACAACUUAUCGGCUGCAGAGACUCUCGCCUUGGAAUGGCUCUCGGACAACGUCAACCAAACCUUACCACAGUACUCCUCAAUUCUUGAACUUCUUCUUUCCCAUGUGCUGCUCCCACAAACUAAGAUUGAGCAAGCUAAAGAACUGGUGGAACUGAACCCUCAACUUAGCCCUGAGAAAAAGAUGACUCUCUUGAAAUACUUGGAGAAAGUCGAAGAGGAUCUGAGAGUAAAGAAAGCAGUUACAGAUAACCAAUCCACAAAUGAUACCGGAGGGUCUAGUUUACUACGUAUCAUUCAACGCCUUGGUCAGUUGAUCACUAGACUGGUACCCAUCGCAGGACUACGUUACAUCAGGGACAUAGCAUGCCUAGGAUUCUUCAUAUAUCUUAUUGCAGUUCGCACAAAUCUAGAUGGAAAGACUUGCUACAUGUUUGUUCAGGGACUACAUGUUGGGUCCUGUCUGGUUAUAUACAGUCCAGUGUCUCCAAUGCUGCAGUACUAUGGAGUGGCAUCGUCCGCAUAUGGCGCUCGCUUUUUGCUCCCUUCCAUCUCAUGUCUACAGCUUAAUGCGGGGAACCAGUGAUACAAAACAAGAUUGCCUUCCGUCGAGUACUAUCAUCAUCAUUGAUUCACUGCAACUUGGGCUUGCAUUGGGGAUGACAACUGAUGUGCCAGACAUCCCGUUUCAUCCACCCUUCCACGUCACUAACGUGGUUUUUAAAAAUUAUCUCAAGAUUUGAAUUUUUUUUUUUUUUAUUUUUUUUUAUACUUUUUACUUGGGUGUGACUGUCUUCUAUAAUCAACGAACAAAGAUAUUGACAAAAUAUUGAGCCUGCCAAUUAAUGAUAGAGCGACGGUAUGUUAGUCCGGAGGUUGCAGGUUCAAGUUCCGUACUAGUCCAUUUUUCAUGUUUCAACCCCAAAUUAAGUGUAACAGCUUCAACAUCAUCAAUAUCACACAGGCAUGCACUUUCAUUGCAAAGAUGUAGCAGUAUACAUACAACACAAACAUGGUAACCCUGCAAUGUGAUAGGUUUGUGCUCCGUUCCUGCAAAUUUUGCAGAAAAUAGAAAGUAAUACUGUAAGUGAUAAAAAAGAUAGUUGUUUAAAAUUCCUCUGUCACGCACUUCAUCAUAAUAAUAAUAAUAAUACCAACACUUACAAAGCGCCUUAAUCAUGUUGACAUGCUCUAGGGCGCUGAACAUGGCAUUACUAAUGGAGAAAUAUUUAAAAAAAAUAAGAACCUGAUAAUUUAUGCUGAGAGGUUUAUUUAACAAUUGUGCUUCCUUGUUUACUAUCCAUGAAAAUGAUUAUUACCAAGAAUUAAUUUGUUUGAAUUAUUGUUUACCUUUUAAAUUUAAUAAGGAUAAUAACAGGGUGAAUAAUGUCAUCUUUUUCAAGUUUUUUAUGAUUACGUAGUCUGAAUUGAUAUUAUGGCAAGUGAGUGAAUUUAAGUCGCAAUCAUCUUUUAGUGUUGAACCAACCUUCUUCCCCGGGUUACCCACAUGGAAAUUAUAACGAGGGAAUAAAAGGCUAGCGACAAUUGCUUAUUACUAAAAAUUCUAAAAAUUCAGGAUUAACAACAAAAUAAGCAAACUGUCUUUGGGAUGAGUGACAAUGCUUGCUGACAUGUACAGUGCAAUAUUUAUAAAGCAAUAUACAAGAUGAUUAUUUAAUUUAGCAGUCAACAAUACAGUUGUUCCUAAUUCAUUUGUAUGUAAACAGCAACCAUAUUUCUUGUUUAGUAAGAGUUGUUUUAUAAGGAGAAAUAAAUGGCACUUGGUUUUAAUGAAGAGAUAUGAUCAAAUACAAAUAUUUUUGUAGAAAGCAAAAUUUUACCUGUUUAACCUUACCGCUGUCAUAUUAGUGUCAACAUUGGGAGGAAGUAAUGACAGGCAUGAUAUUCUACAUACUUCAACCUGUUUUUCUAUGUUUUCAUCCCUGGGAAAUAUCAGUAUUUUCUUUUAAUAAUAAGGGCUGAAAAGUACAUUAGAAACUAUUUACUUGAUCAAAAAUAUCCUUAGAAAGUUGGGUAUAAUAACUUGAAAAGUGUAUUGAAAAGUCUCCCAAAAAGAAGAGGAGUUUUGAUAGCGUAGAAGAAAUUUUGCAGAUUUAAAAAGUGAUUGAUAAAGUGUUAAGUACAGUACAUGUAGAGGAAUGGUAAGCUUAUGUAUGAAUUUAGCAUGGUUGGAUUUUGUAUUUGUUGCCAAUUAACUUAUUUGAGGUGAUAGGUUUUUGUUCUGGUAUCCAUGAAUUAAUACAAGUUAUUGAACGAGUUAUAAUCGAAGAGGUACUUUAAAACUUUCCCCUUAUACACAGGUAAAUUGCAGUUUAUUGUACAUUUAAUUUUUCCUAUCAGGUUUGUUAUUUUACCAUAGUUAGUUAUGAAGAUUGAAUUUAUACUUAUUUUAAAGGCACUGUACACGUUUGGUAAUUGUCAAAGACCCGUGUUUUCACUUGGUGUAUCCCAUCAUAAGCA